Molecule: messenger RNA, 6014 nt
Organism: Hippopotamus amphibius kiboko
Lineage: Eukaryota; Metazoa; Chordata; Mammalia; Artiodactyla; Hippopotamidae
Gene: MUC4
Product: mucin 4, cell surface associated
Exons: 34
Coding region: 1-5787 (1928 amino acids)
Biological process (GO): cell-matrix adhesion
Source: RefSeq, a predicted model, not a curated record
AUGGGGCGCCUCACCCCCCGUUCCAAGAAUAACGCGAACAGAGCAGGCACGGAGAACAAGCCUCUGCCCACGGCCCACACAGCGCUCCCUCACCUGAGUCCGCGCCACCCCCAUCCCCUCCUCGCACCCGUGGAGGCACCAGCGGGCCGCACGGGGGAAGCCGCGCCCGCGCUCCUGAGAGCCCUGGGGCCACCCUGGCCGCCGCCCACUGCGCCCAGCGCGAGGGGGGAGCAGCCCUGCCGGGACCUCCCUGCGGUGGCAGCAGAGAAGCCCGCGGGGGCUCCGGGGGUCCGCGGGAGCCGCGCCCCCCUCACUGCCAGCUCCGGUGUCCUCACGGUCCCUAGACGCAGGCUUCUCCUCCGGAAGAACCUCUUUAAAACGGCCUGUCCGUGUCUGAGCCACACACCUGGGACAACGUCAGAAACGCUGACAGCAACGACCUCAGCAGAUAAAACGUCACCCCCACCUAGCACGGGCAAUACAUCUCCGAUGAUCGCACCACCAACCUCAACAGACCCCACAGCAGAAAACACAAAAGACACAUCACUACCUGUAACAAGUAUCACCCGGGUGGCCUCAACAGUCUCCAUGACACCUGGAUUAGAUAAACAAUCAACUUUAUCCUCUUCCACCACUUCUACCGAGCAAACCUCAGCAUCCUCUCAGGACCACCAGACUCAGAGCAUGGAAACCACCCGAGAAACUCAAACCAGCAUCAUCACACAGAUGAUCGUACCACCAACUUCAACAGACCCCACAACAGAAAACACAAAAGACACAUCACUACCUGUAACAAGUAUCACCCCGGUGGCCGCAACAGUCUCCAUGACAACUGGAUUAGAUAAACAGUCAACUUUAUCCUCUUCCACCACUUCUACCGAGCAAACCUCAGCAUCCUCUCAGGACCACCAGACUCAGAGCAUGGAAACCACCCGAGAAACUCAAACCAGCAUCAUCACACAGAUUAUCGCAUCACCAACUUCAACAGACCCCACAACAGAAAACAGAAAAGACACAUCACUACCUGUAACAAGUAUCACCCCACUGGCCUCAACAGUCUCCAUGACAACUGGAUUAGAUAAACAAUCAACUUUAUCCUCUUCCACCACUUCUGCCGAGCAAACCUCAGCAUCCUCUCAGGACCACCAGACUCAGAGCAUGGAAACCACCCGAGAAACUCAAACCAGCAUCAUCACACAGAUGAUCGCACCACCAACUUCAACAGACCCCACAACAGAAAACAGAAAAGACACAUCACUACCUGUAACAAGUAUCACCCCGGUGGCCGCAACAGUCUCCAUGACAACUGGAUUAGAUAAACAAUCAACUUUAUCCUCUUCCACCACUUCUACCGAGCAAACCUCAGCAUCCUCUCAGGACCACCAGACUCAGAGCAUGGAAACCACCCGAGAAACUCAAACCAGCAUCAUCACACAGGUGACCACAUCAACUCCCUCAUCACCCCCAAGUGCACACAAAUCUACAGAGGGUGUUUCUCAGGAGACAUCCCCUUCAAGUGAAACAACCUCCUCUUCACCAUCCAGUCUGAGCCACACACCUGGGACAACCACGGGCAAUACAUCUCCGGUGACAUCAAAGAUGAUCGUACCACCAACUUCAACAGACCCCACAACAGAAAACACAAAAGACACAUCACUACCUGUAACAAGUAUCACCCCGGUGGCCGCAACAGUCUCCAUGACAACUGGAUUAGAUAAACAGUCAACUUUAUCCUCUUCCACCACUUCUACCGAGCAAACCUCAGCAUCCUCUCAGGACCACCAGACUCAGAGCAUGGAAACCACCCGAGAAACUCAAACCAGCAUCAUCACAGAGUUCCAGCAUUACACCUCUCAAGACAACAGAAUUAUUCACAGCACCAACUUCAACGGACACCACUGGGUCAUUCACCCCGUGGGUUCUGGCAAUAACUCGCUGACAAACACAGCGCGCGUGCCUACUUCCUCGUCGGGCGAGUCAGGCGCACCCACCCCCGAGCAUCCUGUUACAAGGCCCACAUACGUGGCUCCUGCGAGUGGUGGCAACAGCGCGGCUGGCUCCACACGGGCUUCGCCGAGCCCACCGACAAGCCGCCUUUCCAUCAGGACCUCCCCUGAUACGCCUUUAGCAGGCCGGGCCACGGCGCUGUGCGUUCCCAGCUCCUCUCCACCAUCCGCGGCACCGUCCAGCCCCGCAGGGAAGACUGAGACCCCGGGGAGGUGGGGCUUCGGGGUCUCGGUCUCUGGCAGCGGCCCAGCUGGCUCGGCGCCUUGCCCGUGCUUGGGAAGGGACGGCGCGCGAGCCCUGCCGGGCUGGAGGGCAGGCGCGCGAGGAGGAACCACCGCCGCCUCGCAGACGGAGAACGCGGGAAGGACAGCUGCACCGCUGCCCGCGGCAGCCUCCCAGGCGCUCACCGCCCCCGCCGCCCGCACGUCCACGGGCGCCCGCGGGUCCGCUGCCCCGGCCCCUACCGAGCCCGAGAGAGGUGCUUCCCUCUUCUCCUACGGCCCGCGUGCUGGGGACCAGGAGUUUGUCAAGAGGACCGUGGACUUCACCUCGCCGCUCUUCAAGCCCCGCAUUGGCUUCCCGCUCGGCUCCUCUCUCCGGGAUUCCCUCUACUUCACAGAUAAUGGCCAAAUCAUUUUUCCGGAGUCAGAGUACCAGAUUUUCUCCUACCCCAACCCUCCCCUUGGAGGCUUUACAGCCUGGGAUCCUGUGGCCCUGGUGGCUCCGUUCUGGGACGAUGCUGAUUUCUCCAGCAGCCGGGGAACCAUAUUUUACCAGGAAUACGAGACUCUCUCUGAUGAAUACAGCCUGCUAGUGAGGGAGGUGGAAGCCAGUAUUAAAACCUUCACAGACACCUGGAACUACAAAGCCAGGUGGACGCUGAAGGUCACGUGGGUCCGUGCCCCCUCCUAUCCUGCCUGGGGGACCGUCGGGGCCAACACCUACCAGGCCAUCCUUUCCACGGACGGGAGCAGGUCCUACGCCCUGUUUCUCUACCAAAGCGGUGGCAUGCAGUGGGAUGUGACCCGGCGCCCAGGCAACCCCGUCCUCAUGGGCUUCUCCAGUGGAGAUGGGUAUUUCCAAAACAGCCCACUGACAUUCCAGCCAGUGUGGGAGAAGUACCGUCCAGACCAGUUCCUGGAUUCCAAGUCAGGCCUCCGGGGGCUGCAGAUCUACAAGCUGCACAGGGAAGAAAAGCCCAACUACCGCCUCCAGUGCCUGCAGUGGUUGAAGAGACAGUCUCAGCAGCCCAGCUGGGGCUGGAGCCACACCCCCUGCCCUUGCUCCUGGAAUCAGGGACAAUGGGACUUAAGAUUCCAGGCCACCAACAUAGGCUGGGGGGGCCCCGGCAGCCGGCAGCUCUGCAGCUUCUCCUCCUGGCGUGGGGGCGUGUGCUGCCGCUACGGACCGUGGGGCGAGCUCCUGCAAGGCUGGAGAGUGCAGAGUCCGUGGCAGUUUGACCAGGAACUGGAGCCGCAGAACUGGUGCUGCCGAUUCAAUGACAAUCCCUCCCUCUGCGCCCUGUACCAGAUGAGGCGGCCCCGCGUCAGCUGCGCUGGGUACCAGCCCCCGAGGCCCGCCUGGAUGUUCGGGGACCCCCACAUCGUCACCUUGGAUGGUGCCAAUUACACCUUCAACGGCCUGGGAGACUUCCUGCUGGUCCGGACCCAGGACAGAAACUCCUCCUUCCUGCUGCAGGGCCGCACUGCCCAGACCGGCGUGGCACGGGCCACCAGCUUCAUUGCCUUUGCCGCUGAGUACCGCUCCAGCAGCCUGGACCCCAUCACAGUGCAGUGGCUCCUGCAGCCCAACGACACGGUGCACGUGCGGCUCGGUCAGCGCUCGGUGACGUUCGCGAGCAACCGCGAAGGCGCGGACGGCCAGGAGACGGUCAACGCGUCGGGGGUCGUGCUGACCCGCGCGGGCUCCGAGGUGUCGGCCGCCUUCGACGGGGCGGUGACCGUCUCCGUGGUCGCGCUCUCCGGCGUCCUGCACGCCUCCUGCAGCCUCCCGCAGGCCUACCGGGGCCGCACCGAGGGCCUCCUGGGCUUCUGGAACGGCAGGCCGGACGACGACUUCAGGAUGCCCGACGGCUCCACCCUUGACCCGGCGAGCUCCGAGGAGACGCUUUUCCGCUUUGGGAUGGCCUGGGAAAUCAACGGAACACGCCUUUUUGGCAAGAGGGAUGACCAUUUGCCUUCCAACUUCACUCCUGUCUUCCGUUCACAACUGUCGAGAAACACAUCUUCGGAUGCAAAUUUGACCUCCGAGUGUCACGGAGAUGAGCGCUGUGUCUUCGAUGCCCUGGCCACGGGGAGCAAACGCCUGGGGCUGCACACUGGGAUGCUCUUUCGAAGAUACCAGAGGAGGAACACCACCCUGAAUGAGUACCCACCCUCUGUCGAGGGUCCUGAUGUGGUGAAAGCCUACAUGGGACAGGCCAGGCGGGUCCGUUACACCAGCAGCGCUAAGGACGUCACGUUCACUCUCAGAAACAGCUGCGCUGACUUCACGCUCUUUGAGAACGGGACGUUGCUGUGGACCCCAAAGUUGCUGGAACCAUGUACUCUGGAGAUUCUAGCAAGAAGUGCCAAGGACAACUUGUCAUCUGUACUCCAGCCAAGGACGGUGGUCUGUGCGUGCAGGGCAGAAAGCCAGUGUUUGUACAACCAGACCCGCAGGGUGGGCAGCUCCUCCCUGGAGGUGGCCGACUGCACGUGCGACGGGGACACCUACGGCCGCUACUGCAACCGCUCCAAGGACCCGUGUGACGAGCCGUGCUUCCCACAUGUGACGUGCGUUCCCGGGAAGGGCUGUGAGGCCUGCCCCCCGAGCCUGACUGGGGACGGACGUCACUGCGCACCUCUGGGGAGCCCUUCCCUCUGCGGCAGCAGGGCCUGCCCUGCGGGUUACUGCUACAACAGCGGCCGCUGCCACGUGGCCGGGCCUCCGGCCUGCCGGCCCCGCUGCACCUGCCCGCCGGCCUUCACGGACGGCCGCUGCUUCCUGGCCGGGAACGACUUCCCUCCCUCUGUCCGCCCGGAGCUUCCCUUAAGGAUCAUCCAGCUCUCUCUCAGCGAGGACGAAAAUGCCUCCCAGGCAGAGGUCAACGCCUCGGUGGCCCACAGACUGAGGAACCUGGACGUGCAGGCCUUUCUCUGGAACAGACGAGUGGAUCGAGCUGAACCCCCAGCAGCCCUGGCCUCAGGGGGCUCCCUUCACCGCUGGAACGUCAUCUCGGAGUUCCAGUAUCGCGCUGGGGGCCCUGCCGUCGACUUCCUGAACAACCGGCUGCUGGACGCCGUGGUGGAGGCGUUCUUACCCCGGGCUCCGUGGAGGGGCAGGAAGAGCAGCGCGGGGCCCAGGAACGAUGUGACCUUCCACCCCGUCUCCAGGAGGGACGUGUACAGCGUGAAGGCUCUGAAUUUGAGCAUGCUGGAAACUUACCUCCAAUGCAGCGGCUACGAGGGCUACCACCUGGUCUUCAGCCCCCAGAGCGGCUUCACCUGCGUGUCCCCCUGCAGCCAGGGCUACUGUGAGCACGGAGGCCAGUGCCAGCACCUGCCCGAUGGGCCCCGCUGCAGCUGCGAGCCCUUCUCCAUCUACGCCCCCUGGGGUCCGCGCUGCGAGCGCCUGAGCCUGAGGCUCGGCGCCUUCUUCGGGAUCCUCUUCGGGGCCCUGGGCGCGCUGCUGCUGCUGGGGGUCGUGGGGUGUGUGGUCCUGCGCUUCUGGGGCUCCCCCCGGACCCGCUUCUCCUACCCGCUGGCCUCCGACCGCUGAGGCCUCGCCCGGACGCGCGGCGGCGGCCCAGGACACCCGGGGACCCCCCCAGCCCCGCCUGCGCACGCUUCCAGGCGUCGCGGUUCCAGCACCCUGGAGACGGUCAGGGGACGGAUGGCGAUCGGGCUGCUUCAAGAGGAAGGACUAAUGACACUGACCCGCAGACGCGGGCGGUGCGCACACCAGCGCAGGUGGGGGGAUGCCUCUGAAUUAAAAACCGAAAUACA